AUGGAAAAUUUUGCUGAUGAUGACUACUGGGAAACGGUGCCAGGAGGUAACGGCACAUGGAGGACGAGUCAGUGUGGUGGCGGUAUCAACAGAACUACAUCAGCUAUCAUUUUUGAUUUCAAAAUUGCCUUUCAGUAUCUGCUCAGUUGGGGACUGUUGCUGUCAAUUUUUCAGCAAAAUGUUAUUUAUAUCCUGCCCGUUUUAAAUUUUGUUUUCAAAUAUGGUCUUGUUGAAAACAAAGAAAUUUAUCAGAGGCGAGCAAUGAAAAAAAAGGGAGUGAGGCGGUAG
Cercopithifilaria johnstoni is the source of this 288-nucleotide messenger RNA. Lineage: Eukaryota; Metazoa; Nematoda; Chromadorea; Rhabditida; Onchocercidae. The record is from the annotation of a GenBank genome assembly.